UACACACACACACACACACGGUCACACACACGGUCACACACAGGCGAACCGUCACUCUCCUUUAACAUCAGCAGCGACUCCCUGACAGAGCCACAGCCGCUCAGCCGCCAAGCAGCGCGCCCGCCGUUUGGAUGUGCGCAGCUCCAGGGCUUGGUGGGAAGCGGUGAAGUUUCCCCGAAGACCAGUCAGGAUCACCCAGAGACGAUGCCUUCCACCUCAAGACGAAUCUCACUGGCUGAUCUGUGGAUUUGCUGAUUCUCAAUUUUUUCUUUCUUUUUGGAAGUUAUUCAGCAGUAGGGAGCGGUUUUGAGGAUGCUCCCACAAGUCGUUCGGAUUCUGUAUGUCUUGUCUUUUUGCUUUUUCCAAGGAGGCUUUAUCAGACUAAGCUCCUGUAAGGAAGAGAUAAAGCCCCCCAGCAGGGCUGGACCACAGCUUUCUCCUUCAGACUUCCUGGACAAGCUCAUGGGGAAAACAUCAGGGUACGAUGCCCGCAUCAGACCCAACUUCAAAGGCCCUCCUGUGAAUGUCACCUGCAAUAUUUUCAUCAACAGUUUUGGGUCGAUCACAGAAACUACAAUGGACUACAGGCUCAACGUCUUUCUACGGCAAAAAUGGAAUGACCCCCGCCUGGCAUAUAGUGAAUACCCAGAUGACUCUCUAGAUCUGGACCCGUCCAUGCUAGACUCUAUCUGGAAACCUGAUUUAUUCUUCGCAAACGAGAAAGGAGCCAAUUUCCAUGAGGUCACGACUGAUAAUAAGCUGCUACGGAUUUUCCAAGAUGGCAGCGUUCUUUACAGCAUCAGGUUGACUCUAACUCUGUCCUGCCCUAUGGACUUGAAGAAUUUCCCAAUGGACAUUCAGACCUGUACCAUGCAGCUUGAAAGCUUCGGUUACACCAUGAAUGACCUGAUCUUUGAAUGGCUGUCUGACAACCCCGUUCAGGUGGCUGAUGAUCUCACCCUCCCACAGUUUGUGCUGAAAGAAGAGAAGGAUUUGGGUUACUGCACGAAGCACUACAAUACAGGUAAAUUCACCUGCAUCGAGGUAAAGUUCCACCUGGAAAGGCAGAUGGGUUACUACCUGAUACAGAUGUACAUCCCUUCACUCCUCAUCGUCAUCCUCUCCUGGGUGUCUUUUUGGAUUAAUAUGGACGCUGCGCCAGCCAGAGUUGGUCUGGGUAUCACCACCGUGCUGACGAUGACCACACAGAGUUCUGGCUCCAGAGCAUCGCUCCCCAAAGUGUCAUACGUGAAGGCCAUUGACAUUUGGAUGGCAGUGUGUCUUCUGUUCGUGUUCGCAGCCCUGCUGGAGUACGCAGCUGUCAACUUUGUCUCAAGGCAACACAAGGAGUUCAUCAGGCUGAGGAAAAAGCAGCGACAGCAGAGAAUAACGAUUGGCAGUCAGGCUGGGAGUGUUGAGUCGUUGCGGAAAGGCGCUGACAAUCCUGGUAACAACUCAGCCUACAGAAGUCUGAGUCAGCGUUGCAGCGUCUGUGCAAGGGAGGAAGAACUUGUGAGGGAGAGUCGUGGCUUUUACUUCAGGGGUUAUGGACUUGGUCACUGCCUGCAAACCAAGGAUGGUACUGGUGUGGAAGGAGCUACAGUGUUCGCACCACCACCCCCGAUCACCAUGUUCAACGGAGAAGUGCUGCACAAGCGUUUUGUGGACCGGGCCAAGCGGAUCGACACCAUAUCCAGAGCCGUCUUUCCCUUGAGCUUUCUCAUAUUCAACAUCUUCUACUGGGUCACGUAUAAAGUGCUACGACAUGAAGACAUCCAUGCAAAUUUGUAAAAAUACUUUUCGCCAUUAUUAUGUGUUACUUUUUCUUCCCUCUGAACCAAAACUGCCUGUUUGAUCUACAUGAAAAUGAGGAAAAUGUGUCGAAAGGCAUCACUGCUUCUCAGAGCCACAAAACAAAAAGGACAACUUUGUGCUCAGGUGCAUCUUCAGAAUCCCAGACAUUGGCAGAUUAAGACUAGAUUAAUCUGAGUGGCUCUAUGCUGGGGUAAGUGCGUUUUUGUUUUGAUUUGCUCGGAUCACAGGGCAGAACCCCUCCGGCACUUGUGGGCGUUGUUCCAGACGGUAAAGCUGAUCCUGGCUGAAUGAGACAAACGGACUUGAAUUUUGACACAGCUUUAAAUGAAUGUUUUUACAACUUCAAAUGAAUCUAUGUUGGGAAAGGGGAGGGCUCUUUGAUAUUUAUGAUUAUUAAUUAAACAAGGCUUAAUGAUUUUAGGUAUGUGUAACUAAAAAUUAUAUAUAAAAUGUAAUAAAUUGUAUAUAAAACAAAACUGUUAAUUAA
Molecule: messenger RNA, 2302 nt
Organism: Nothobranchius furzeri (turquoise killifish)
Lineage: Eukaryota; Metazoa; Chordata; Actinopteri; Cyprinodontiformes; Nothobranchiidae
Gene: glra4a
Product: glycine receptor, alpha 4a
Biological process (GO): response to amino acid; nervous system process; regulation of membrane potential
Cellular component (GO): synapse; plasma membrane; neuron projection
Molecular function (GO): excitatory extracellular ligand-gated monoatomic ion channel activity; glycine binding; chloride channel activity
Source: RefSeq, a predicted model, not a curated record